AACCUCAAUGCUUUUGUUUUCUUGAUUGAUACUCAAAAAUGGCCGAUCUUCUGGACAUGUCCCUAGACGAUCUUAUCAACAGAAACAGGAAAUCUGGAGGAGAUCAUGGCAAUUUCAGAGGCCGCGGAGGAGGACGUGGCCGUGGCCUUGGCCAAGCUCACUGUAUGAGUUCUGGUCCCGGCCCAACUCGCCGGACACUGGUCUUCGUUCCGUACCGUACGGUUCCGUACCUUCGACCACGUGUGGCUGUGACUUCAAGAUCUCCGGGGCUUCGGAUGCUUGAAACUGGGAUGGUUGAAGAAGGAGGGGCUAGCAGUGGGACAAAACUCUACGUGUCCAACCUGCAUUUUGGGGUUACUAAUGACGAUAUCAAGGUACUAUUUUCAGAUGUUGGUGAGCUAAAGCGAUAUGCAAUUCACUAUGACCGGACUGGAAAGUCCACGGGAACUGCAGAAGUGGUAUUUGCACGACAUUCAGAUGCUUUAAAAGCUAUCAAUAGAUACAAUGAUUUGCUGCUUGAUGGGAGGCCAAUCAAAAUUGAGAUUAUAGGAGGUGAUUUUGUAGCAUAUGCUGUGCCUCCAUCAAGUGAAGGCGAUUUGGGAUAUCAAAGUGGGGCCUUCAGAAGUAACAGCAGGGAUGGGUUUAAGCAAGCAGGGAGACGUGGACAGGAAGGUCGAGGAAAGAAAAAUCUUGCUGAAAAAGUCUCAGCCGAAGCUCUUGAUGCUGAUUUGGAGAAAUAUCAUGAAGGUGCUCUGCUAAGUAGCUAAUUUCAUACGCAAACAUCCCUCUCUCCCCCACCCCCUAACAAAAAAAAAAAAAAAAAGUAGUAGUAGCUAAUUUCAUAAUUUUGACUUCCUGGUUCUUUUGGCCUUUUGGGGUAGUUCCGAACAUAAACCCUUGUUGUGACUUGUACAAAGAUGAUUUAGUUGCAUUUUGCUGAGGUUUUUUUU
Coffea eugenioides is the source of this 950-nucleotide messenger RNA. Its product is annotated as THO complex subunit 4A-like. Gene Ontology annotation, biological process: mRNA export from nucleus. Gene Ontology annotation, molecular function: mRNA binding. Bases 39 to 767 code for a protein of 242 amino acids. The transcript is spliced from 5 exons. Gene Ontology annotation, cellular component: nucleus. The record is from RefSeq and is a predicted model, not a curated record. Lineage: Eukaryota; Viridiplantae; Streptophyta; Magnoliopsida; Gentianales; Rubiaceae.